This is a messenger RNA of Jatropha curcas, 1945 nucleotides long. Its product is annotated as basic leucine zipper 34. The record is from RefSeq and is a predicted model, not a curated record. Gene Ontology annotation, cellular component: nucleus. Gene Ontology annotation, molecular function: DNA binding; DNA-binding transcription factor activity. Lineage: Eukaryota; Viridiplantae; Streptophyta; Magnoliopsida; Malpighiales; Euphorbiaceae. Gene Ontology annotation, biological process: positive regulation of DNA-templated transcription.
AAACUAACAUCAUGAUGUUGCUUGGUUGCUGCUGUACUAACUGCUUCUCUUAUAACUCCUUCAUAUCUUAUACCUAGGAGUGUUUUUAAAACUCUCCAAGACUUUCUCUUUCUCAUUUAGGUUGUCUGGUUCUUUUUCUUUGUUACUUAUUAGUUUCAACUCCUCCCUCUUCUUAUUAGUUUCUCUUUCUCAUAACUAUAACUAUAACUAUAACUAUAUCCAUAACCCAUAAUUAGGUAGACAAAAAGAAGAGUCAUCAGUUCCCUUAAUAUCUCCAACUGAGUGUUUCUAGGAGCCCAAGAUUUGCUAAAUCAUUAGAUUUCUAAUUUCUUUCUUACCAAUAACCUUAUUUUGGGUUUUGGAUUUUCAUUUUACAAAAAAGGAGAAAGAAAGAAAAAGAUUUGAUGGCUCAGUUACCUCCCAAAAUACCUACAAUGACUCCAAAUUGGCUUCCUUUUCCUCAUCAACCAAUUUCAAAUGAUAACUUUUUUACCAAUACUGCCAUUGCGGCCACCGCCACCGCCACCGCUGUAGUUGAGAAUUAUCAAUCCAAGAGGUUUGAUGAAUUCUUGGACUUCACGUCUUCCAGACGUGGAGUUCACCGCCGGUCGAUAAGCGAUUCAAUUACAUUUCUUGAGACAAGCAGCGCCACCCAAUCUGCGGAAGAAUGCAACAAUAGCGGCAACAAUAAUAAUAAUUCUUCGAAUGCCUUCAUUUCCGGGAAUCUUGGAUUUGACAAGUUAGAUGAUGACGAGCAGCUUAUGUCAAUGUUCUUUGACGACAUGUCGUUGUCAUUGCCGCCAUCUACAUCAAACCCGUCGACCCCGUCGGAUCAGAACAGCAAUAACGAUGAGAAAACAAUGGCGGCAUCAGAUCAACGACAACAACAACAACUGCAAUCUCAUCAGCAACAGGAGCAACAGAAAGCCAAGAACGAACCUGGAGAGGAGGAAAGCUCAAUAUGCAAUCAAGAAACAACACAGCAGCCUACCAUUAUCGAUCCAAAGAGAGUUAAAAGAAUAUUAGCAAAUCGUCAAUCUGCACAAAGGUCAAGAGUGAGAAAGUUACAAUACAUUUCAGAGCUUGAACGUAGCGUCACAACGUUGCAGACGGAAGUAUCAGCAUUGUCUCCAAGAGUUGCAUUUUUGGAUCAUCAAAGGUUGAUUCUCAAUGUUGAUAAUAGUGCUUUAAAGCAAAGGAUUGCUGCCUUAGCUCAAGACAAGAUUUUCAAAGAUGCUCAUCAAGAGGCACUGAAGAAAGAGAUAGAGAGACUAAGGCAAGUGUAUCAUCAACAAAAUCUUAAGAAGAUGAACAACAAUGAAAACAUGCAAUGUACGGACAAGGAGCAGCUUCUCAUGAGUUGAGAGAGAGAGAGAGACACAGAAAAGAAAAAAACAUGAAAAAUGAAAAAAAAAAAAAGAAGAAAUUAAUUAAUGUUUAAUAGUGUAGGGGAUAUGGUAUGUGUGUGCAUUUCUGGUGCUAACCUGGGCUUUCACGUGAUGUGUUUCUUUUGGAGUGGGGCCCUCUGACAAACCUUUAUGACAGAAACACGUGGACUGCUAAGAUAGAGUGGUGGUGGUGAUUACAUUUUUUUUUAAUUAAAUUUUGGAGUGGGGGUUUAUUGGUUUUACCAUUAUUGGGUUGGCUUGGAUAUUUUCUUCAUCUAAUUAUUAUUUUUUUAAUAUUAAAAAUGACUUAUUUUUCAGAUUUUAUUUUAUUUUGUCCAGCAAUAGAUGAUAGUUGUUUGGGAGUGGGGAUGGGGUUGUAUUCGACAACAUGAAAAGGGCAUGUUGUCUGGGGUAAGCAAAUGUUGAUGCUCUGAUGGGUUUAUGUUCUUUUUUUCUUUUUCUUUUUCUAUUUUUUUUAAUUUGUUGAGCCCAAUAAUGUUUUUAUGCCUUCUAUUUUUUAUUUUAAUUCUUUUGGGAAAUUGUAAAAAGAUUUGGAA